AUGAACCCAGCAUCCACAACAACCUUUGCUUUUUAUAAGAUGGCCGCAUGGCUAAGAACAGUGGAACAUGGCAUACAGCCAGACACAGUCCUGACUAAACUUGAUUUCCUAUGGAUGAGGUUUUGGGUAAUGUUAACAGGCCGUCAAACACAGAUACUGUCAGCCGCUAACUCUGAGGAGAGAGAUAAAUGCCUGGCGUUCCUACAACAAUGCCAGGCGUUCCUACAACAAUUCCACUUGGAGCCAACCCGGUCUGAGAGCCAACAGGGGUUUGUCCACAAUCCACCACCGAGUGAGACGCCGUGUCCUUCGUCCUCAUGA
Pelobates cultripes (western spadefoot toad) is the source of this 321-nucleotide messenger RNA. The record is from the annotation of a GenBank genome assembly. NCBI's taxonomy places the organism in Eukaryota, Metazoa, Chordata, Amphibia, Anura, Pelobatidae.